AUGUGUGGUAUCUUUGCUGUCUACAACUAUCAGGGCGAUAUCGAGUCCUAUCGUCAACGUGCCUUGUAUCUCUCCAAAAAGAUCAGACAUCGUGGUCCCGAUUGGUCCGGUUGCUACACCACUGGUAACCACAUUUUCAGCCAUGAGCGUCUUGCUAUUGUUGGUGUUGAAUCCGGUGCCCAGCCUAUUGUCAGCGAAGAUGGCAACAUUGUUCUUUGCGUCAACGGUGAAAUCUACAACUACAAGCACCUUCAAAACGGUCUCAAGAACAAGUACAACUUCAAGACUGGCUCUGACUGUGAAGUGAUUAUGCACUUGUACAACGAAAUGGACACUGAGCUUGUUCAACAUUUGGAUGGUAUGUUCUCAUUCGUUUUGCUUGAUGUCAAGCGCAACCGAGUGAUUGCUGCCCGUGACCCUAUUGGCAUUACCACAUUGUACUAUGGCUGGAACAGCAAGAUGCCUGGCACCGUUUACUUUGCUUCCGAACUCAAGUCUCUUAACGAGGAUUGUGACAAGAUCCUUGCUUUCCCUCCUGGUCAUGUUUAUGAUUCUGAGACUGGUGAAACCAAGCGUUGGUUUGUGCCUUCAUGGUGGGAUGGUGAGCGUGUCCCUGAAACUCCCGUUGAUUACAAGUUGGUUCGCAAGACCCUUGAGCGUGCUGUUCGCAAGAGAUUGAUGGCUGAGGUUCCCUAUGGUGUCUUGUUGUCCGGUGGUCUUGAUUCAAGCUUGAUUGCUUCCAUCGCUGCUCGUGAAACGGAUAAGAUUGCUGCUGGUGUCAAGAGCGAAGAUGAUGACCGUAUUGAUGAGACAGGCCCCACCCUUUGGCCCCGCUUGCACUCUUUCUCUAUUGGUCUUCCGGGUUCUCCCGAUUUGAUCGCCGCUCGUGAUGUUGCCAAACAUCUCAACACCAUUCACCACGAAUUCACUUUCACCAUCCAAGAAGCUCUUGAUGCCGUCAGCGAUGUCAUUUACCAUCUUGAAACUUACGACGUUACUACCAUUCGUGCCUCCACUCCCAUGUACCUUCUUUCUCGCAAGAUUAAGGCUAUGGGUGUGAAGAUGGUUCUUAGUGGUGAAGGUGCUGAUGAAGUCUUUGGUGGCUACUUGUACUUCUACUCUGCUCCUGAUGCUGCCUCUUUCCAUACCGAAACUGUCACCCGUGUCAAGAACCUCCACUAUGCUGAUUGCUUGCGUGCCAACAAGUCUACCAUGGCAUGGGGUUUGGAAGCUCGUGUGCCAUUCCUUGACAAGGAAUUCUUGGAAGUGUGCAUGAACAUUCGUCCCGAAGAUAAGCGUCCUAGCCGUGAGGAAGGUCGUAUGGAAAAGUACAUUUUGCGUAAGGCAUUUGACACAUCGGAUGAGCCUGAUGUCAAGCCCUACUUGCCUGACAACAUCUUGUGGCGUCAAAAGGAGCAAUUCUCAGAUGGCGUUGGUUACAGUUGGAUUGAUACCCUCAAGGAGGUCAGCUUGACUAAGGUUUCGGAUGAGGAAUUUGCCAAGGCUGGCGAGAGAUGGACAAAGGAUACUCCUACUACCAAGGAAGCUUACAUGUAUCGUGUCAUGUUUGAGGAAUGGUUCCCACAAGAAGCUUGCACUGCUAGCGUUGUCCGAUGGAUUCCACGAGCAGACUGGGGUUGCCCUGAAGAUCCUUCCGGUCGUGCUCAAAAGGCUCACGACGCUGCCUACGAAAAAAAGAAUUAG
Molecule: messenger RNA, 1704 nt
Organism: Lichtheimia ornata
Lineage: Eukaryota; Fungi; Mucoromycota; Mucoromycetes; Mucorales; Lichtheimiaceae
Product: asparagine synthase (glutamine-hydrolyzing)
Exons: 4
Coding region: 1-1704 (567 amino acids)
Cellular component (GO): cytosol
Molecular function (GO): asparagine synthase (glutamine-hydrolyzing) activity
Source: RefSeq, a predicted model, not a curated record